GCCCUGUUCAGUAUGGAUGGAUGUACCAAAUAGAGAGGAGAUUGGGUACUUUGAAGAAUUUUGUGAGUAACAGGGCGAGGCCUGAAGGAUCAAUUGCGGAGGCCUAUGGCGCAAGUGACACCUUGACAUUUUGUUCGAGGAGCCGACAGGAGGACAUACAUCGAUGAUAAGAUGUAUUUCAGACUAGUUUGGUAUGUUCUAAACAAUUGUACAGAAGCUGAGCCAUAUGUGGACAUCUACAGGGCAGAGUUAUUGCAAGAAGGGCCACAUGAUGUUGAAAAAAGGCUUGAAAAUGGUUUUCCUAACUGGUUUAGGAGCCAUAUCGCCAAGAAGCGUACAGAUCGUCCAGAAGAGGUUACUGAUGGAUUGUAUGCUUUGUCUUGUUUUCCUGAUCUUCGAGUGGGGUUUUGGUCUGCUUGCAUUGUCAAUGGAGUCAGGUAUAACACAGUGCACCGUGAGAAAUACUUGCAGACUCAGAACAGUGGUGUAAUGACUCCAGGUACUCAUGGUGAUGCUGAAAUUGAUUUUUAUGGUGUCCUUAAUGAGAUUAUUGAGCUGCAGUAUAACGCCACUGCACCAGCCACUCGGUCUGUGGUUCUCUUUGGAUGUGAUUGGUACAAUCAAGUAGUAGGCAAGACAACAGGCAUCAGAGAUGAUGGACAUUUCAAAUCCAUUAACAUUCAGUCAUUGUGGUACAAGUCUGACCCUUACAUUUUGGCAACUCAAUCCAAAAAGGUAUUCUACAUGGAAGACACAGCUUUGGGAAAGAAUUGGCGAGUAGUGCAGAAAUUUGAGCAUAGGGACGUGUAUAAUGUGGCUGAAAAAAGUGACCUCGUUUACCAAGAAGACUGCUGUUCUCAUACAAUGCAGCAAGGUGAGGGUGAUGGCGAAGUGCAGCAAGGUGAUGGUGAUGAGGUUGAGGUCAAUAAUCAGGAUGGCAAAUAUACUAGAAUUGAUGGUCGUUUACAUGAACUUAUGAGAAACAAGAAGCGAGCCAACAUUUCUGUAGAUGCAGAGGAGGAGGAAGAUGACACUGUGAUGGAAUAUUUUAGUGAUAAUGGCAAUGAAAACGCUGAAGAUGAAGAUGAGGAGUUCCAGAGGUUCUUGUUUCAGUCUCAAGCUGAAACAAAGAGCAUGGAGGAACCAACUCCCAAGCUGCUGAUGAUUAUGCUAUUGGGAGUGCACAUGCAGAGGAAUCAAUUGCUGCUGGUGAUUACGCUGUUGGUUGUGCACCGGAAGAGGAACCAACUGCUGCAGCUGAUUGUUGAGAAGCCUGAAGUGUGCUCUGCUAAGUCUGUGACCGCUACUGAGAUAGAGGGGCAACAACCAUAUGGUGUGCGUGCUGAAAAUGCUGUGUACACAAUCUCAGCAGCUGAAAGGAAGCUUGAUCGCAGCAAAACAAGGGUAGUCACCCCUGAAGAUGUUGUUGUUGGCCGAUCAACAGAAAAACAAAAAGUUAUUGAUUUAGUUGGUCACCCAAACGACAGCCACAGCUUCAAGGUGAUAUCUGUUUGGGGGAUGGGUGGUAUUGGGAAAACUACGCUUGUCAGAAGCGUCUACUGA
This is a messenger RNA of Panicum virgatum (switchgrass), 1563 nucleotides long. RefSeq lists its product as uncharacterized. The transcript is spliced from 6 exons. The record is from RefSeq and is a predicted model, not a curated record. Lineage: Eukaryota; Viridiplantae; Streptophyta; Magnoliopsida; Poales; Poaceae. The coding region runs from base 172 to 1563 and encodes 463 amino acids.